GGCGGUGUAUUUGGGACGCGGCCCAUGUCCAACCCUCUACCCACGUCCUCCACACGCACGAUCAGUCAGAUCCUAAGAUGGCUUCACAGACGCUACUUCGCGCUGCGCUGCUGGUCGUGUUGUCCGUCAUCCUCACGCUCCUGCUGGCCUUCGCGCUGCCCGCAGCUCUCACGGGGCUCGCGCACUGUGCGGGUUUCUCAGAGGACGCCGGGGCCACGCACUGUCUCGCGCUGCUCUACGCGCUGUUCGUCCUGUGCGUGGCGAUGCCCAGGAUCCCGCGUGGGUCUGUCUCGGUUGAGGGGAAGGCCGUGUUCGUUACUGGAUGUGACAGCGGGUUUGGACACGCUUUAGCCAAACACCUUCAUAAACUAGGCUUCACCGUGUUUGCUGGAUGCUACUUGAAGGAUCAGGAUGGCGAAGGGGCAAUGGAGCUGGAGAACAUGCACUCUGACAGACUGAAGGUGGUGCAGCUGGAUGUGUGCAGUGACGAGCAAGUCUCUAAUGCGAUGGACUUCAUCAGGGCUAACCUGGAGAACCCAGAGAAAGGUCUAUGGGCCGUGGUGAACAACGCCGGGGUCUCUAAUUUCGGGGAGGUGGAAUUCACGUCCAUGGAUACGUACAAGAAUGUGUCAGAGGUCAACCUGUGGGGAACCAUCCGAGUGACCAAAGCCGUUCUGCCUCUGAUCCGCAGAGCCAAAGGACGUGUGGUGAACAUAGCCAGCAUGUACGGCCGGAUGGGAAACGUUCUGCGCUCUCCAUACUGUGUCUCUAAAUACGGCGUGGAGGCCUUCUCCGACUGCCUCAGGUACGAGAUGAAGGCGUGGGGAGUCAAAGUGGCUGUCGUCGAGCCGGGGAACUUCAUCGUGGCUACGGGGAUCCUGACGCGUGACAUCGUGGCCUCGACGGCAGAGAAGCUGUGGAAGGAGGCGUCUGCUGAUGUACAGGAGGACUACGGGAAGACCCACUUCGAGCAAUACAUGGCCCUGAUGCGCUCCUACUGCAACAGCGGCCAGCGCGACAUCACGCCCGUUCUGGACGACAUCACCGAUGCCAUCGUGUCCAAACGGCCAUUCACGCGCUACAACCCCACGGAGCCGUACUGGUGGAUUCGCAUGCAGGUCAUGAAUCAUCUCCCAGGAGCCAUUUCAGACCGUCUGUAUUUCUGAAGCGUUUCCAUUCCUCUCUCUAUAUAUUGUGUGUUCAUUAGCACACCAUUCUUAUACUUCAUCCUUAACACAGUUAUAUAACAACCCGGUGACGUUCCUGCUGAGUUCUGUAUGUAAGCUCAGACAGUUCUGGCCAUUCGCAUAAUGACAUCUGAUCAAUUAUCACUCCAGUGCACUCCAGUUUGUUUUUUUUUUUUAAACUCGUUCCACCCUGAUCUAUAACGCGUGUCAGAUUAUCAUGGACCAGAAACUUGACAAGUUGAUCUCCCGAGUAUUACAAACAGAAAAGCAGCCGGAUCGCAAGUAUAUAAAAUCCUUAGUCCAAGAGAAACUAGUACAGGAAAAGAAAAGACUUUACAUAUCUCAGGGGAAGCUCAUGACAGCCUUCACACAAGUCUGUGUGAGACACUAGCUGUUGUAGGACAGAGCUGACUCUAUGGGGGCGGGGAUUGGAUGACGAAUAAAUUUGAAUAAUUUGAAUAAAAUAAAUAAGAACCUGGGUUGACUGGUCCUACUGGGUUAAAAUCUCAGACACAAAAUUGUUCACUUGCUGGUCAUAAAGACAAUUCUUAAUGAAAUCUUACAAUCGUUCAAUCGCACGCUUUUGAGAUACGUGUGGAUUCUCUGUGGAGAAUCUCAGACUGCAAACCUGAACACGUUUUAAAAAAUAACGUCUUUGUUUCUCGUUUUUUUGCUUGUGGACGGG
Tachysurus fulvidraco (yellow catfish) is the source of this 1872-nucleotide messenger RNA. RefSeq names its product 3-hydroxybutyrate dehydrogenase, type 1 (gene bdh1). The coding region runs from base 78 to 1166 and encodes 362 amino acids. The record is from RefSeq and is a predicted model, not a curated record. NCBI's taxonomy places the organism in Eukaryota, Metazoa, Chordata, Actinopteri, Siluriformes, Bagridae. Gene Ontology annotation, molecular function: oxidoreductase activity. The transcript is spliced from 5 exons.